Venustampulla echinocandica is the source of this 462-nucleotide messenger RNA. RefSeq lists its product as uncharacterized. The record is from RefSeq and is a predicted model, not a curated record. Lineage: Eukaryota; Fungi; Ascomycota; Leotiomycetes; Helotiales; Pleuroascaceae. The transcript has a single exon. Bases 1 to 462 code for a protein of 153 amino acids.
AUGACGGCUACACCUGCGGUGACUACAUUUACCGAUACGGCGGGCGACCACGUACUAGGAGUCGUGGUGAUAUUGCUGUCUCCAGACCUCGCAGGUCGUAUGAAUGAGUUCAUCCAUCGACGCACAGAGUGCCCGGCGGGCCACAAUUUCGGGCAGGUCUUGGGUUCGAACUCGAAGUUCCGGGCGCGCGCUGACGGUCUUGGGGCCGCGAUCUGCGGCGUCCAAGGCAUUGUCGCCAACGCAGCGCCAGGAACCGCCUUUGUGGACUUUCUCGUCGUCCGCCCGGGGGCGCUUCAAUGGAACGAGGCGGAUGUUAUCCGCGCAAUGAAUGUCGCCGUGCAGUUUACGCGGCGAUUACGCGCCAGCCCUACAGCUCGACCCGGAGAUGGCUGCCACGUUCGCCCUGGCCUGGGAAGGUUAACCAAGCAUCAAGUACUAGUAACAACUGGUGACUUUGGCUAA